AUGGGUAAUUCGAAGUCGCCGGUGGGGAAUGGCUCUCAUAAUCUAGCAGAACGGGGGAAAUUUCUGGGACGGUUUUCCUUCAACACACGGCUCCUCUUGCUUCCAAAGUGCUUCGCCCUUGUUGUCGUGGCAUACGCCCUGUGCCUCGCCUACACAAUGCGUAUCCUCAAUGUGAAGAAGUACGGCGAGCUCAUCCACGAGUUCGACCCAUGGUUCAACUACCGGGCGGCGGAGUAUCUUAGCGAGCACGGCUGGUCUUCCUUUUUCACGUGGUUCGACUACAUGAGCUGGUACCCCCUUGGCCGCCCGGUCGGCUCCUCGAUCUACCCCGGCAUGCAGCUCACCGCGGUGGCAAUCCACCGUGUGUUGCGUGCGGUUGGCAUCCCCAUGUCCCUCAACGCAGUCUGUGUGUACAUCCCGGCGUGGUUUGGCGUGGCAGCGACGGCUGUAAACGCGCUGAUCACUUAUGAGACAACAGGUUCCCUCCUGGCGACUGCGGUGGCGGCGUACACCUUCUCCAUACUUCCAGCGCACCUGAUGCGAUCCAUGGCCGGAGAGUUCGACAACGAGUGCAUCGCCCUAGCUGCGAUGUUGCUGACCUUCUACCUGUGGAUCCGAUCACUGCGAAAUGCGCGGUCGUGGCCAGUGGGGCUGGUGACAGGGCUGGCGUAUGGCUACAUGGUGGCAGUGUGGGGAGGGUACAUAUACGUGCUCAAUGUGAUUGCGUUGCAUGCAGGGCUGUCAGCGCUGCAGGACUGGGCCCUCAACAGGUACCGACCCUCGCUGCUGCGCGCCUAUUCGCUGUUCUUCAUCGUGGGGACCGCCAUCGCAACGCGCGUGCCCCCUGUGGGGAUGGCGCCGUUCAAAUCCCUCGAGCAGCUCUCUGCGCUGCUGGUCUUCGUUUUCCUGUGGGCGCUGCAUGUGUCGGAGGCCCUUCGGAAACGCGCUGGUGUUAAGGGCAUUCGGUCCCGUCAAUGUCUCCGCAUCCGCCUCCGUGUUCUCUCAGCAGUGGCGUGCGGGUUGGCACUGGUGGUGGCAGUGCUGUUGCCCUUAGGGUACCUCCAAUCGUUCUCUUACCGCGUGAGGGCGCUGUUUGUGAAGCAUACAGUCACCGGGAACCCCCUUGUUGAUUCCGUUGCGGAGCAUAGCGCAACGUCUCCUGAGGCAUUCCACGCAUUCUUACAUAUCUGUGAAUCCGGAUGGGUUUUUGGGAUUUAUAUUAUUGGUACUGAAUUGUGUGGUGAAGGAAACGCCGUCCAAGACCUUCGCAAUCGUCUAUUCGGUUACGGCGUAUUACUUCUCCCAUCGCAUGUCGCGGUUAUUAAUCCUCGCGGGGCCUAUUGCAUCGGCACUAACUGGACUUUUCUUCGGACUAACGGCCGAGUACGCUUUCAGCACAUUGUGGUGGGCCGCAACCCCCGGCAAUCCCGAGGCGAAGGUCGGUUCAGCAUCGGCCAAGAAGAAAGAGGUACCCAAAGCAGACACAAAGCAAGGGGAAGCAGCCCGCAAAAGCAAAAGAACAGGCAGUAG
Molecule: messenger RNA, 1530 nt
Organism: Phytomonas sp. EM1
Lineage: Eukaryota; Euglenozoa; Kinetoplastea; Trypanosomatida; Trypanosomatidae
Source: the annotation of a GenBank genome assembly